Molecule: messenger RNA, 1993 nt
Organism: Thlaspi arvense
Lineage: Eukaryota; Viridiplantae; Streptophyta; Magnoliopsida; Brassicales; Brassicaceae
Source: the annotation of a GenBank genome assembly
CACACAACCCUCAGAUUCUUGUUUCUCUCAAUAUACUCCUCUUCUCAACUCCCAAAUAGAGAGAGAGAGAGAGAGAGAGAGAGAGAGAGAGAGAGAGAGAGAGAGAGAGAGAGAGAGAGAGAGAGAUAGAGAGAUAAAAGAAAGAGACAGGCAGAGAGAGGUUAAUCUAUUAUAUAAACACAUUACACAACUAUACAACACAAGUUGGAUUCAUCCAUGGAUCUCUCUUCUUAAACGCUCAAAAGAUACAAGAGAGUUGUGGAUAAAUAUUAAAAGUUGCUAAACAUCUCUAAGCUUUGUUGACUCAUGGCUAUGAUGAAGACAAGAAGAGCAGCGACCGUAGCUGGGACAUGGCUCAACGAAGCCGUUAGCUUCGUUGUGUUCUGUCUCUUAGACAUCGUCGAUUCAUUGCUUUGUCUAAUCUACAAAGUAGCAGACUAUCUCUUCGAAUCCGAAUGGAAGCCUUGCUAUUGCUUGUCAGCCAAGGAACCCAUUACGGCUACUCGAGGAAAGAUCCUCUUGUCUCACAAUAAUGGGGAAUCCAAGAUUCUCACUCUAUCUCCGCUUCAAGAAGUCAGCGGACGUUCCAAGAUCGAGCUGGAGGAUAUCUCGGAAACCCUUUACACACGUCCUUCUCUUCUAUCCGACCUAUCUAACAUUUCGGUUAACGAGCUUAAUAAACGGCUCGUUAAGGAUACUCGGUCUGAAACCGAGUGUAGGGACCAUCAUGCGAAGACUAAGAUCAACCGAAGGAGAUCAGUAACGAAGUCAAGCUUGACGGUGAACUUCACGGUCGUUGAGAUGCUUCGGGGAAAGAUCAGACCGCAGAAUUUGAGCCACGAUUCUCGAUGGUCGGAUUGUGAUUGUGGGUUUUGUACAUCUUGGGCCUCUACUUCCGACAUUAAAGAUCAUUCCCUCUAUGUCAAAACUCAAAUUCCAAAUGCGGUAACAACGGAAGAUGAUGUUCUGUUCAUACAUGGUUUCAUAUCUUCAUCAGCCUUUUGGACGGAGACGGUGUUUCCAAGCUUGUCGACGUCCUCCUCCGCUUAUAGACUCUUCGCUGUGGAUCUUUUAGGAUUCGGAAAGAGUCCUAAGCCAGCUGAUUCACUCUACACGUUGAGAGAACACGUAGAGAUGAUUGAGAAAUCUGUCUUACAAAAACACAAUGUAAAGUCUUUCCACAUCGUGGCUCACUCUUUGGGAUGCAUUUUGGCGCUCGACCUUGCGGCUAGACAUGGAGGCUUAAUCAAGUCGCUCACACUCCUCGCUCCGCCGUACUAUCCAGUACCGGCGGGAGAGCCGGAGCCGAGGCAGUUCGUGAUGAAGAAGGUGGCGCCGAGGAAAGUUUGGCCACCCAUAGCUUUAGGAGCGUCGAUGGCUUGUUGGUACGAACACAUUAGCCGUACCAUUUGUCUUCUCAUCUGCAAAAACCACCGUAUUUGGCAAUUCCUGGCCAAUCUACUCACCCGUAAUAACAGGACAGUAAACUUUUUAAUAGAAGGUUUCAUGUGUCACACGCACAACGCAGCGUGGCACACUCUACACAACAUUAUCUGUGGUACAGGAAGCAGACUCGAUACGUAUCUAGACAUUGUACGAGAUAAGCUAAAGUGUAACGUCACCAUUUUCCACGGAGGAGACGACGAGCUCAUCCCCGUUGAGUGUAGCUACAACGUUAAACAGCGAAUUCCUCGGGCACGAGUUAAGGUGAUUGAGAACAAAGAUCAUAUCACCAUGGUUGUUGGGAGACAGGAUGAGUUUGCCCGAGAGCUCCAAGAGAUUUGGAAGAAUUCAUCUUGCUAAAUUAUGUUUGAUGAAAAACUCGUGUAUUAUUUAUCAGUUGAUCUAUCAUCUAUGUAUAAUUGGUUGGUAAUUCAAAUGUUCUUAAAAGCUUUAUCGUUAUAAUAAUAAUUUAAGGAAACCGUUAUGUACUUAUCCAUGAGAAAAAAACCCAGAGAAUGGUGUAUCAAAUAAUAAGUUUCGUAUUUAUGUC